Messenger RNA from Sorex araneus (European shrew), 1209 nucleotides. It is a transcript of the gene MS4A18, whose product is annotated as membrane spanning 4-domains A18. The record is from RefSeq and is a predicted model, not a curated record. The transcript is spliced from 8 exons. Gene Ontology annotation, cellular component: plasma membrane. Gene Ontology annotation, biological process: cell surface receptor signaling pathway. NCBI's taxonomy places the organism in Eukaryota, Metazoa, Chordata, Mammalia, Eulipotyphla, Soricidae. Bases 1 to 1209 code for a protein of 402 amino acids.
AUGGUCAACACCAUCUGUGUUUGUCCAGAUGAAGGCCCUGCAGUAAAGGGCUUCUACCCUUUACUACUAGUGCUGCUUUUCAUAUUGAGAGAGCAAGUUGAAUAUCAGCUUCUAGGAGAUAAUUGGGUUUUUCAGAAACUAAGACUUUGGAGUAAUGAAGAAGUAGAAGAGAUGCCACUGAACGCCGUGGGAGAGCAGAGGGUUGGAGCCAGCCGUGUGCCUGCCGUGAUGGACUCCCAGAAUAUCUAUCUGUCCCAUCCUGGGAACCACAGGACUCCCGGAAGCCAGGGGCAGCCCCUGGAGCCGGCCGAUUACUCCAACUCCAGAGAGGCCCAGCGUCUUGCAGGAACCAUCUUUACACGGACCCCACCUCUGCCGGGACAGGUGCCAGCAGGAGGGAGAGCCACACAUGGUCAGUCCCCUCCAUCCCAGCAUCCGGCAGGCCCCCACGCUUGGCCCGGCACGACUCAGCACACACAAGGACCUGGAAACACACAACCCGUGCCUGGAUACCCUCCGAAUCCUUCCGGGAACACCUCCAACCAGUUCCAGUGGAACCUGUCAUUCCCGUCCUUUUCUACGUUUGAUUUCAAGAAAUUCACCAUUGAGGAAGCUAAAACACUAGGGGCCAUCCAGAUCCUCAUCGGCCUGAUGCACAUCUUCUCUUCAAUCAAUUUCUGGAUGUAUAAGUAUAAUCUACUCGGGGAGUCAGGAUAUAUGAUCUGGGGAGGAAUAGCCUUUGUUGUCUCCGGAUCCCUCUCAGUGUAUACUGAAAAGGACCCCAACCCGUGCGUGGUAAAUGUCAGCGUUGGUGCCAACAUAGUCAGCGCCGUCUGCUCAUUGCUGGGGAUCUGCAUUAUCAUCACAGACAUGAUCUAUGGAACCCAUCAUAUUACUAGCAACAUCUCGAUGUCUGCUACUCUCUUCCCCUUCUCCCUCCUGGAGUUCAUCCUUUCAUGUGAGCUUUCAUACUUUGGGUUCCAGGCUGUCUGCUGGAACCAAGUGUGGAUCUCCAGCCAGGGGCCCGGCACAGCCGGGGCCUACCCAGCCAGCGCUCCCACCAUCCCGGCCAGUGUAAACACCGGCCCUGCCAACGUUUCCAGCCACCAGACCCGCAUCAACAACCCCCCUGCCAGCUUUCUCUACCCCACCAGCACUCCCCCGAAUGUGCCCAGUGAGCCCAUAUACAGUAGUGUGGCUGAUUCGUGA